AUGUCCAUGUCCUUAGAAGUUCCAUUAAUUCUUCUAACAGAAAAUGAAACUUGUUUCAUAAAAAAACACUUCAAUAAUAAUUUUUUAGUUGUUGUUUUAAUGGAAUCUUGGAACGAUGAACUUCUUAAUGGACUUUUAGAGAGUCUUCAUCAAAUUAGAUUGUGCAAAAUCAUAUUUAUUCUUGAGGAUUCUAGCUACUUGAUGGAUUUGUUUAAAUUUUGUUGGACAAAUGGAAUGAUAAAUGCUAUUACUGUCCUGAAGGACUUUGAAAAAACGACAUUAGUUCACACCUACUCAAACUUUCCAGUAUUUGUUAUUGAAGAAAUCAAAUGGAAAAUGAGACAAAGUAUGGAAAAAUUCUUCCCAGAUCGCUUAAGAGACCUGCAUGGAUAUCAACUACCACUUUUAGUUGGAGGACCAGAUAAUAAUAUGUUAGUUUCAAAAAACAAACUUGGUGAAAUAGUACUCAAAGGCUGUGUGGGACAUCUUUUUCAAGCUUUCCUAAGCAAACAUAAUCUCAAGAUCAAACCAUCCAAUAUUAGUUUACACCUUCCAGCUCAACAAAUUCUUCAACUUGUUCUCAAUCAAAGUAUUGAAUUAUCAACAGCUGCAACUUAUCCCGCUAUUCCAAUGGAUUUAUACACAUAUCCUUUUGAUUUGUCAGAUUGGUGCAUAAUGCUUCCGAUUGAACCGAGAAUUCCCAUCUUCGAAGUGUUUAUGAUAAUAUUUCAUCCAAAGGCAUUGAUAAUUCUCAUUGGAAUUAUGACAGUUCUAUCAGCAUUGCUAGAAUCAGCUAUAACAUUGACAAUUGGUGGAAAGAGUUCAUUGUUGAACUAUUUCAUCAAAAAUAGUGUUUUCAGGGGAAUACUUGGUCAAUCUUUUGCCGAAGAGAAAAAAGCUACCAUCACUAUCAAACUUAUCUAUUUACUAAUAUGUUUGUUGGGUUUAAAUAUUGUCACUUCGUAUGGAGCAUUUCUUCAAACCUUCAUUACUCAUCCUCCAAGUGGAAAACGUAUCGAAUCAUUUGAUGAUUUACUUGCAUCAAAAAUGAAGGUCUACAGUUUGAAGGCAGAAGUCGAUCGAUUGACAAUUUCUGAACCACGUUUUCGACAGAAAUACUACGAUAUGUUUUUAUUCGAAAAGAAUUUCACCAAAUACUUAAAUUUGAAUUAUUUUUUCAACACUAAUUAUGCUUAUGUGGUGACAAAUAUCAAAUGGAUAAUAAUUCAACAUCGACAAAAAACUUACAGUCGUCUGUUAUUUCGUUUGCCUAAGGAUAUGUGUAUGUUUCGAAAUAUUCCAUUGGUAUUUCCAAUCAAUGAAAAUUCAAUAUUUAAAGAUGUUUUGAAUUAUCUAUUAAUUGAAGUUCAAUCGUCGGGUUUGAUGGAUUUUUGGAAGAGAAGAGUAUUUUAUGAGCUUGUUGAAGCUGGAAAACUUCAACUUGACGAUUCGACAGUGAAGAGAAGUGCUGAGCCGUUGAAAGUUAAAGAUUUGAUGUCGGUAUGGAUAAAUUUGGUGUUGGCUUAUUUUGUGGGAAUUUUGUGUUUUUUAUGUGAAAUUUCGGUUUAUCGACGGAAGAUUCGGAAGGAAAAUGAAGCUCGAUGGAAGUGGUUUUUAGAUUAAUUGAUCUUAGAAGAUAUGUGUUAAAAUCUAUCAAAGUGUCUAUAAAUAAAAUAGUUGAACUUUA
Episyrphus balteatus (marmalade hoverfly) is the source of this 1687-nucleotide messenger RNA. RefSeq lists its product as uncharacterized. The record is from RefSeq and is a predicted model, not a curated record. Lineage: Eukaryota; Metazoa; Arthropoda; Insecta; Diptera; Syrphidae. The coding region runs from base 1 to 1623 and encodes 540 amino acids. The transcript has a single exon.